Molecule: messenger RNA, 4675 nt
Organism: Vombatus ursinus (common wombat)
Lineage: Eukaryota; Metazoa; Chordata; Mammalia; Diprotodontia; Vombatidae
Gene: TMEM201
Product: transmembrane protein 201
Exons: 11
Coding region: 1-2010 (669 amino acids)
Biological process (GO): nuclear migration along microtubule
Cellular component (GO): nuclear inner membrane
Molecular function (GO): actin filament binding; lamin binding
Source: RefSeq, a predicted model, not a curated record
AUGGAGGCCGUGAGCGCGCUGCUGGCCGGCUGCCCCGCGGGCGGCCUGGCCGGCGGCCUCGGGGUCACCGUGUGCGCCGCCUUCGGCGUGCUGCUCUACAGGAUCGCGCGCAGGAAAAAGCCGACACACACAACUGUUAACUGCUGGUUCUGUAAUCAGGACACCGUGGUGCCCUACGGGAACCGGAACUGCUGGGACUGCCCCAACUGUGAACAGUACAAUGGCUUCCAGGAGAACGGUGACUACAACAAGCCCAUCCCUGCCCAGUACCUGGAGCACCUGAACCAUGUGGUGACCAGUGCCGCGCCCUUCUGUGACAGCCCCCAGCCCCAGCAAUGGGUCAGCAGCCAGGUCCUGCUGUGUAAGAAAUGUAACAACCAUCAGACGACCAAGAUCAAGCAGCUGGCAUCCUUCGCCCCCCGGGAGGAGGGUAAAUAUGAUGAGGAGAUUGAAGUCUACAGACACCAUCUGGAGCAGAUGUACAAGCUGUGCCGGCCCUGCCAGGCAGCUGUGGAGUACUACAUCAAACACCAGAACCGGCAGCUGCGGGCUCUGCUGCUCAGCCACCAGUUUAGGCGGCGCGAGACAGACAAGACCUACGUGCAGAGCUUCUGUUCUUCACCAGUGACUGCUCCAGCCCAGGUCAUCCUCCUUCGCUUCCUGGCCUUCCUGAUCUGCAGCUUCCUGCUUGUCACUGCCCUGUCCGGCUCUGGCCAUCCCUUCUCCCCAGCUGCCUCCUGGACCCCUGCUCUGCUGGCGGGGGGAAACGUCUCUUCCCCGGGGACCUCGGCCUCAUCCAACACCACUGCUGAUGCGGGGGCCCUGGGCUGGCAGCAGCUGCUCCACCUGCUUCCCGAGCAUGUGUUGGAGAAGCUUUGUGAGGCCUGGGACUUGGGCCAGAGCCACCAGGUGGUGGUGGUGGCGUUGGGCCUCCUCGCCUGCCUUCUGGCCAUGCUGCUGGCUGGACGCAUCAGACUCCGGAGGAUCGACGCCUUUUCCUCCUUCCUGUGGUUUCUGGUCCUGGGGCUGCACCUGGUGGAACGCUACUUAGAGAUGGACCCCCCCAGCUGGCUCGACACGCUCAAGUUCAGCGCCACAUCCCUGUGCUGCCUGGUGGGCCUCACUGCAGCUGUGGCUACACGGAAAGCAACGGGCCAGCGGAGAUACCGGCCCCGAAGGUAUCUCUCAGGAGACUCCAAUGCCUACUUCCCUGGCAGCAAUGGACUGGCCUUCCCAUACCCUCCAGUGUCACCGACUCUGUUCGUCCCAGCCCCGCCCACCUUCUUCCACCUGACCAACCAGCAGCUGUUCAGGUCUCCACGACGGACAUCCUCUUCCUCCCUUCCAGGACGACUCAACAGGGCCCUCUCUCUGGGGACCAUUCCUUCCCUGACCCGAGCAGAUUCAGGAUAUCUUUUUAGUGGGAGCCGCCCACCAUCUCAGGGAUCUCAGUCCAAGGAGGCGCCUCUGUCAGAUUACUUCACUCUGCUGUCUGGGAGCUGUGCGUCAUCCCCUCUUCCUUCUCCGGCUCCCUCCAUAGCAGGAUCUGUGGGCUCCAGCUCUGGUUCCCUUCGCCUCCGACGGCCGCUCAUCAGCCCAGCCCGCCUCAACUUGAAGGGGCAGAAGCUUCUGCUUUUCCCAUCCCCCGGAGAGACCCCCCACAGCCCCAGCAGCUCCAAUGAGCCCAGCCUUGCUGAUGGCGGUCCGCUCAACCAAGAGUUCUCUCGAUUCCCUAGCAAGAGGCAGCCUGCACAGGGCCUCCAGCCCAUGCGUGACUUGCGGUCCCACAUCGAGAGCGGCAGCAUCUGCAGUGACCACUCCGUCAAAAAAGAGGAUGGCUCAUCACGCUCGUCGGCCUGUGUGGUGGACACCACUACCAAAGGGUGCCUGGAGGAGGCCGUGGGCUGGAAAGCUCGUUUUGGCAACUCUGUGGUGCAAGGCCUCCUGGCCGUGAGCCUGGCGGCCAACGCUCUCUUCACGUCCGCCUACCUGUACCAGAGCCUGCGCUGAGCCCACGGCCCCGCUCCAGGCCUCCAGAGGGGCGCGGGGGUCUGCAGCCCCCAAACUCUGUGACACAUGUUGCUGUGGAUCCUGCUGGCCCCUCUUCUCCCUUCUCCCCCGUGGGCCUUGCUUGCCUCUGCAACUGAAUGCUAAUUGCUCCCCCCACCACCAGAGACAGCGCCAGUGGUGAGGACCUCAACAGGGUGGCAACCCGCUCUCCAGGAAACCACCUUUGAGCCUGCCCCCUCCCCUGCUGACAUCUCUGGCUCUUUUCCCUCGAAUCCCUAUGGCUUUCGUAUGGUGUGUUCAGCAUUGGAAGCUGCUGCUGAGGAGAGAGCACAAGCUGUCUCAAAGUGGGGGGGCUGGCCAGCUCUCAGCACGAAUCGGGCCCUGGGUCCCCCUUCCUCCCUUCUCUUUUCCGGACAAGGUGGCUGCUUUGCCCAGGUGCUCAGAUGCUUAGGUUCCGAGUGGUCUUCUGGGUCUGCCUGAGGGCUCUCUCUGGUUUCCUUCCUCAAGCUGCUUGGCCUUGUGGUGUGGUGGUGUCUGGAGCCUGGGACCCUAGAAUACCCUGUCCAGAGGGGCCACCACAACUGGGAUGCUAGUCUGUAGCAGGGAGUGAGUGGAGGCCUGCCCUGGCCUGAUGGGGACUCGAAUCACCACCAGCCACACUGUGGUGCUGGCCUGUCCUUCAGGGACAGCUUUCCCAAGGACAGGCUGGCUCACUUGGGGCUUGGUUCGGGAGUGAGAAGACAGGCCCUUCCUGAGGUCUCAGGUGAGCCCGCUUUGUGCUUAUUGGGACUUGAAAGCACGUGGAUGUGCCUGUGUGUGCGUGCGUGCAUGCCUGUGUGUGUUUCCUUCUGGAACCAGAAAAGUUCAUGAAUUUUAGGCCCCUUGGGUGGGAAGCUUAUCAUCUUAAGAACAAACAUCCUCUGCCAUCAACCUGUAGCAAGCAGACCCUGUUUCCUCUGUCUCCUGCUGGGGCAAUGAAAUCUGCUUUAUGCCAAGGAAACACCUUCCUCUUUCCACCAGGACGUGGGGCUUCUGCUCCCACUCCCUCUCCCUCAUCCCUUAGGGGAUGGCCCGAGCAACCAAACAGCACCCGUAAAAAUUGUGCAUCUUGUCCCAGCUCACACUCUGGCUCCAACCCCAUCCCUGACGAGUCCUGUUCAGCAGUCAGACUGCCUCCCUCUGCCCUCUCCUGUGUAGGUCCCUCUGCUCGGGGUCCUUGACCCAGCUCUCUUCAUGUGGCCACUUUUUUUUUUUUUUCAUUUUUUUCUUAGCCUAUGGAGAGAGGGGCAUUUAGGGAUGUGAGCUAAGAUCCAGCGUCCUCUCUCGAACCCUGAUUUUUCCCAGGCCAGCUCCUCUCUUUCUCCCCACCCACUGCCAGUGGGGGGCUUCACUGUGAAACCUCUCCCCCAAAUGACCUACCCUGUUCAAAGUCGAUGGAUGGUGCUACCUCCAGCCUUCUGUGCUCACCUUGGAGCCACCAUCUGUAUUCAUGCAGGCUCUCAUUCCAGCCUCCCUCCCUCCCCUUUCCUCUGCUGUACCUGCCUCUGUUUUCACCUCCCAUUUCAUGUUUUCUUCUGGUGACUAGUGGCAUGGUGGUUUUAUCCAUCUGUACUUUUUUCUCCUUUCUUUUCUGACCUUCCCAUGCCACAUCCUCCCGUGAGUUUGAGAGUGAUUCCAAGAGGGGGAAAGUAGCCUUUUGAUAUCUGGUGCUUGAACUGUCUGUGCUUGACGGAUGAGGUGUGGCUCACGUCCGUAUCUGUGUUCAUGUUUGUGAUCUGAGCCAAACUGUUGGUCUCGUCAUCAUUGGCUUGAGUUGAGAUUAGGAUGUAUUUUGUGUGUGUGUGUGUGUGUGUGUCCCAUAACUACGGCGUUUAUGCUCAUGGGAUAGAUGUCUCUGUCUCAUAGAAGGAAGCCCCUGAACGUGAAUGAAUUCUUGGCAGGAAUAGAGGGGCCAGGGAGAGAACAUUGGGUCUUCAGAAGGCUGUCAAGCUUUACACAUAGUUGUAUUCAAGGAGUUUGUUUUAUUUUUCUAAAAAAAACAAAACAAAACUCUUUUUUUAACCAAUCAGGUGUUUGGGGAAAAGUAAACUGUCUUAGAAUCUUUUGUCCUAGGAGACUUUAGGUUUCUUAAUCUAGAAAGUUUUUUGUUACUAUUUUUUAGCAAGUGUUUGAGGAAGGGAUGGUGACUGGGAGUCAGCUGAGGCCUAAGUGAAUUUGUCCUUCUCCCGUCCUCUGCCCUCCCUAAUUUGGGAUCUGUGAAGCUGCUUCCUGCCCUCCAGGGGUUCUUGGGCCUCCGGAUCUCUUGGGGAGAUGGAAUUCUAAAGACUGAGGGUUCGUAUAUCUGCUUUUCUACAACCUUAACUUGGGGACUGAGAAGCAGCCUCUGAGUUAGGAAGACUUGGGUUGAAGUCCUGCUACUGACAUAGACUGGUGGUAUGACCCUCGGCAAGUCACUUGACCCCUAUCAACUCUCUAAGACUAAGUUUCAGAGGAAUUGAUCUCCGAGGAGGGGAGAGGGGGUGUCACUGAUCUGGACCUAAACCCACGCUUUCCGAAGGAAGCAGCUGUUGACUAGUGGUUGAUGUCACCUAGUCCUAACUAAUCAGAACUUAAAGGAUAGGCGGUAUUUUUUUUUCCAAUUUUAAUAAAUUAGCCCAAACAGUGA